AUUGAAUUGGACCGAACGAAAUGAUCGACGAAGUUUGAAAAAGAAAAAUCAAAUAUCGAUUGAAGUGUGUAAAAUGAGAUUUGAGAUAGGAUGAGUACAUCAGAGUUAAGUGUUAUUGCAGUUGAAGAUGGAGAGGAUGAGACCAUUGAUUGUGAACUGGUCAGACCCCCAACUCUGAUUGUGGAUGAUGGAAGUGAUAGUGAUAUUGAACUUAUAGCUGACUCAGAGAUAACUGAAGUGCAGUCAGCAUCUCCAACAAGGACAACUGCUGCUACUGCUGAGAAUCAUACUGCUAUUGAAGCAGACAAUAAUAUACCUAGACAACAGCCACCAUUGGAAGAUACUAUUCAGGUUGAAACUGAUUUGAGUAGGAAUAAUGAUCUUGAACAAAUGGAGAUAAGGCCAGAAUAUGAAACAUUACAUAUACCUUUACCCCCAGUUCCCCAACACUCAGUCGCUCAAUCUGUAUCUAACUUAAACCAUCCAUCAGGGUCAAUAGCACCACAGAAUCCAGGAAAUUUACAACAGCAACUGACUUUGGGUAGCAGAACCAUAGGUCUUCAGCUUCAGCAACCCCCAAAUAAAAAGAAAGAAAAACGUCUUACAAAACGACAACAGGAAGAACUGAAAAUAGCAGAAAAGCGAAGAAGAGAAAGACAGAUACAAUUUCAGGUACAAAAGAGAAUAGAGGAACGACUACAACAAAUGAGAGCACAAUCUAGUGUAUCAGAAACUACUUCUUCAAUUUUAAGUUUGUCAUCAACUUCAAGUACCUUAUCUGUAAGUGCCUCAAUUGUAAGUGCAUCAACUACAAGUAACUCAACUGCAAGUGCAUCAAUGGCAAGUGCAUCAAUUGUCAGUUCAACCAUAAGUGGGUCAACUUUGACAUUAGCUACCCCAUCUGCCAGCAGUACCAGCUUGACAUGCCAGGAAGAAAGGCCUCCACAAAGAUGUAUUACACCUGAACCAUCAGGAUCAGGACUUAAUCAAGGCUCUCCAGUUCAAGAUGAUGAAUCUGAAACAUGUCCAAUAUGCUUUGAGGCUUGGACCAACUCAGGAGAACACAGGUUGUGUACUUUAAAGUGUGGACAUUUAUUUGGAAAUAGUUGUAUCUUGAAAUGGAUCAAGAGCAAAGGUACAUGUCCACAAUGCAACAAGAAGGCUAAGAAAGCAGACAUAAUUUUGCUAUAUGCUAAAUCUGUAAAGCAAUUGGACACAAGUGCUAGAGAUGAGGCUCUACGUGAGUUAGAACAAGAGAAGGAAAGAAGACGCCUGAUAGAGCUUGAGACAGCCCAAGCAAAAAUCCAAUAUCAGCUUGCAAUGGAGGAGUGUAAUAAACUAAAGGCUGAGGUUAACAGGCAGCAGCAGCAACUAGCCAUUGUACAGAAAGUACCAGAAAUGAAGAAAGCAGUUGAGGCCCAUGGUGAUCUUCAUGGCAUACAAGUGAGGAAUCCAAGACAUUCAACUCUGACUAACCAGUCAUCUCAAGAUAACCAAUCAUCUUUUAAGCUGAUAAAAUCAAUCAAAAUAUCAGAGAUUGGGAAUUGUAGAGUAUGUGGCUACUGUGCUGACCUUGGAGCUCUGGUUGUUACACAGCCAAGCACUAAUGCCCUCUUUCCUGGAUUUGGAGUAAAAAAAGUGAAUAUGCUUGAUAUGAAGACUUGUGAAUAUGUGGCUGUUCACAGUAAUGUCAUCAGAGAUAUCUCCUUCAGUAGUGGCUCUCUCAUGCUCAGUGCUUCAACAGACAAGACAGUCAAACUGACCAGUCUUGUUAGCAAUACACCUGUUCAAAGGUAUGAAUGUAGCCAGCCAGUAUGGUCUUGUUGCUGGAACAAGGAUGACCCCAAGUAUUUCUACACUGGACUUUCCAAUGGCUCAGUAAACAUAUAUGAUGUUAGAAAUACAACCAAUAGGGUAGAAAGCUUUGAUGCACAGGGAAGCAGGUCACCAGUUGUAUCACUCCAAUAUGUUCCUAAGGGGAGUGCACCUGUGGCAGGGGAGGUGUCUUCUGGGAGUGGACUUCUUGUGGCACAGCUAAACAAGUGUAGCUUCUAUGAAGGAAGAACAUCAUCACAUACAGACUAUAAACUUCAUAUUCUGCCAGUUAAAGGUAAUAUAACCAAUGUGGCAUAUGGUGAAAGCAGCAGGCAGUUUUUGGUUAGUUGUAGGCCUACAACUACACAUCCCGCUGUCACACAUAAGUUGUGUCACCUGUAUGCAGAAAAUGUUAGCUUGAACAUCAUUUCAAGUCAAUUGGAUCGCACAUUUUAUGGAGGAAAAACACAAAAAUCCUUGGCUAAAUCAUCAAUAUUUCCGCAUCCAAAUCAACCAAAUAAUAAUUUACUGUGUGUAGGAGAUGAGGCUGGGAUGGCUGCUUUGAUAUUUGAUACAUCAACAGACAGUUUGAAACAGAGGCUCUGCACUCAAGCGCCACCUAUAGACUGUUGUAACUUUACUGUGAAUGAUUCCAACCUAUUAGCUUGCUUGACAGACAAAUAUGUAAAAAUACAUAAGUGGACAUGAUGUCAGUCUACAUAUAAACACUCACAAGUUAAUUUUUCUAGCAAUGUGAAAUUUAUUUCAAGAAUAAUCAUAUGCCAUUCAAUUUGGCCCGAGUUGGACAGAAUGUCAGUACAAAGCAUGAUCCGAAGAUGGGGGCAACAUAUGUUGAAUGGCUUAUCAUUAGUAGAAUGGGGAAAAAUGGGGAUAGAAAUCCAUGACAGAAACAACUCCUUUACUGCAUUAUGACAUCACUUAAGACAAUGUAGAUGCCUGGGUGCAUAUUGCAUAAUGAACAAUAUUUCAUUUAUUGAGAAUUACAGCAUGGCUAAGCUGCAAUUUGAUUGGAUGGGAGAUCCUAAUAAUCCUGUAUGCAUGCUCAUGUUUGAAUUCAGAAUCAGAAACAUUUAAAUGUUCUAAAAGUGAAGGACAAUAUUUCAGUGUUAAUAACUUGUGAAUAAAUGUGACUGAUAUUUUAUGAAAAGC
Molecule: messenger RNA, 2985 nt
Organism: Owenia fusiformis
Lineage: Eukaryota; Metazoa; Annelida; Polychaeta; Sabellida; Oweniidae
Source: the annotation of a GenBank genome assembly